Stereum hirsutum FP-91666 SS1 is the source of this 3554-nucleotide messenger RNA. RefSeq lists its product as uncharacterized. NCBI's taxonomy places the organism in Eukaryota, Fungi, Basidiomycota, Agaricomycetes, Russulales, Stereaceae. The coding region runs from base 56 to 3013 and encodes 985 amino acids. The transcript is spliced from 2 exons. Gene Ontology annotation, molecular function: metal ion binding; ubiquitin protein ligase activity. Gene Ontology annotation, biological process: protein polyubiquitination. The record is from RefSeq and is a predicted model, not a curated record.
UCCCCCAACGUUACUAAAACCUGGUUAAUACUCCUUGCACACGACGACAACCAGGAUGCCCGUAGCCGACAAGCACGACGAAGGCGACGAGUCCGUCGACUCCCGCGACAGAGACAGGGAACGAGGCCCUAAAUCAAAGUCUUCCUCGUCUAAAUCGAAAGACCUGUCCCAUGUCCCCUGCAAGUUCUUCAAAGUAGGCUCGUGCACAGCCGGCUCGUCCUGCCCCUUUUCCCACUCUGUCCUCGAACCCGGCCAGCACAAGGAGACCUGCGCCUGGUUCAUAAAAGGAAACUGCAAAUUCGGCCACAAAUGUGCUCUCGCCCACAUUCUCCCCGGCCAGUCGAUGGCGAUGGACAGGAAGAACAAGAAGGCGGCCCAGACGGCUGGCAAGAGCGGCGGUGGUGGUGGACGAGAGGGCGGAGAGAGGGCUGAGAGGGAGAAGAACGGGCCUGGUGGAGGCGGCAGGGUCCACAAGUCGUCGUCUGGACACGGCAGGGGCGAGAGGGACGGCGGGAACGGUGCUGACGGCGCCGGCCGUCCUUCUGGCGGUGGUCUCUUGUCGGGCUCGUCGGCGCCAACGAGGAUCCUGACCGGGACGUCGUCGCGCGCACCGAUUCCGAUGUCCCUCAAGGCAACCAUCUCGCCCUCUGCGCCCGCCCCGCCGCUCAAAGACACCGACUUUGCCUCCUUCGGCCUUCCCGACGAAUCCAACAAACUGCCCUCGGCACCCGCCGCUCAAUCCCGCACCUCCCAGUCUCCCGUCGCCGACAAACGUUCUGCCGAACCCAAAGAUGUAUCCGUUCCAGACGUCCAAGUCGAUGCCGCCACGGGCGACAUGGAUGAUGAAGAACAAGUCCGCACCAAAUCCUCGCCCGCUCCUCUGCCUUUCAACACUCCCCGUCCUCCACGAACCUCCUCCCACCACAGUCAACAGCACGACCCCUCCUCCUCCGACAAUCUCGGUCCUAUCGGCUCCCCUCCGCGCUCACUCAUUGGCUCUCCACCCCUCUCUCAAACGUCCAGAUCUGGGUUGAACGGAAGAGCAGGCGACGGCUUCUCACCUGGGACUUCACCGCAGUCGCAGCCUUACUUGCAACCCACCGUUCACUCCUCCGUCCCCGCGAACGCCUUUUUGUCGAGCAGUCCGUUCAAUAAUGGCAUACAAGGGAUGUAUUUCGCAAAGUAUCAGGAAGAAGGACAGGGACAAGGACAAGCGCAGGGGGGCGUUGGGACGGGUGCAGGCGGAUUCGGUGCGGAGGAAGACGACUUUAGGACGAGGUCCGGUUUGGCUGCAUCCCUCGGUGCGACUCGUACCUGGCGCAGCGAUCUCAGCAUGACAGCCGCGAACCCUCCCCCCUCCGCUCCUCCUACCUCGACUCGCCAUCCCCAUCUAGGAAACCAUCUGUCUAUGGGUCUAGGCGGCGACACCGCCGUCGUCGACGAAGACCUGGAAGAGUUCAUCCCUUCCUCUCUUACCGAUCUCCUCACCCCCGAAGAACGCAGCCGCAGAUACUCCCGAACGAGCGGACAUCCAGGUGCUCCUCCCUCCUCUGCCGCCCCUGGUGCUGGCUGGAACAUGAACGCAGGAGCUCAAAGACCGAGUCUCGAGACGCACCAUCACCGGUAUUCGAGAUCGGUUCCUGCCCCUUCGUUGUUGGGCGAUAUCAAGUCGAUAUGGUCGGAUCCUCAGCCUCAGCCUUCGCCUUCGAAUCAGCAACACGCUCAGAAUAUGUCCUCUUCGCCUGCUAACCCUUCACUCCUCCAAGGGGUGCCGGGCUCGUAUAAGAGCGGUGGGUACAUGGGUGGGCCGGGAAGUAUGGGGAUGGACGCAGGGAACGGUAUACACUCAGGGUCGGGUCUGCCGAUGUCCAUGUCGCCCUCUUCCUCUUUCCUGUCGCCGUCGAACGCCAGCGCGGCCUUCCUACCUUCGAUACACCAGCAUCACCAACAAUUCAUGAAUAAACGAUCGAUUUCGAACGGCCUUCGCCCUCUCACCUCCACGAACAGCAGCAAUAAUAACAACGGGUCGACGACGCCAGUCAACGGUACAUCCUCACCUAGCGCCAACGCCGCUCAACUCCUCGCGAGGUUGACGGGCGACACCGGGAUCGGUCUGGGAGGUGGGAUGUCGCCUCCACCGACGAGUGCUUCGUUCCACCAAGCCUUCCGUCCUCCCGGUCUCGCCCAGUCUAUCUCCGGCACCGGCGGUUCCGCCGUGACUCUGAACGACGAUUUCUCAGGGCGUUCGCAGGCGCAAGCGCAGUCCCAAUAUCCCCAUCACCUUUCCAACAACAACUCACACCAACAGUACGCCCAGGUUUCUAACAACAACGCCCAGCACCAGCAACACCAGCAUCAUCAUCAUCAUCAUCAACAACAACAACAACAGCAGCAGCAGCACAAUCAGCAGCACGUCGCCCCCGCGAUGGCCCUCUCGCCCUCCACCCGCGCCCUCCAAGCCCACGCACCAGGCCAGUCUCUUCCACAAGGCCUCGCAGCAGGCUAUUCCCGCAUCCACGCCCUACCUCCCCCUCCCGCCGUCGGCAACUUACCUUCUCCAUCCAUGUUCGGGUCCGUCACGUCUGGUGGGAUGGGCGGGAUCGGGUCGUUAGGGCAGGGCCAGGGACAGGGCGGAUUAGGGUUGAUGGGAAUAGGCCCGGGAGGUGGAUUUGGCGGUCAAGGGCAACAACAGCAACAGCAACAGCACCAACAGCCCUCGCUAAGCGAUUGGAUAGGAAUGUCACCCGGCGCUGCAGCAGCCAACGGGCAUUCCAUCCUUGGUGCUACCGCACGAGGCUCGCCCCUCUCUGGUUCCGUCGCGCUUCCUGGAAUGGGCGGUAGACAGGUGAGCGGCGGGAACGGGCCUGCGGGGAGGAGUUGGGCUGGGGUUGUUAGCGGGAGAGAGAGGGAGGGCGGAGCGGCGGGGACGUUGAGCCCGUUGAGUGGACCGGUGGUCAGUGCGGGACAUGUCGGUGGUGGGGACGAUGAUGACUUGUUCGUGUUGGAUGGGUGAUAGAGAGAAGAAGAAAGAAGAAGAAGAAAAUAUGGACGAUGGCGUCCGUGUGCUUGUAGGCUGGUGAGCUGCGCUUUGGGUUUGGGGUCAUCGUUGGGUCGAUCGGUCGUGACGCAUGGUAUCGUGUCGUACUUAAUUUGCUGUAUUUGUCUUCCCUUGACUUUUGACUCUCGGCUCUCUGUCAUAUCUCGUUUUCUUUUAAUAUUCCUCUUUACAUCUCUCAUCUUUCAUAUACAUUCCCGGUCAUAUUCAUAUUUGUGGUUUGCGUCUCGUGUAAGCUCUCGUGUGGUCGUCCCGAUCGUUGAAUGAUACGUACUAUUCUUCAGCAUGUUCAAAUGAACGGACCCUUUGUGUGCAUAGACUUACAUGUUCUGCUCUCGCUCGUCCGGUUUUAUGUCCUCUUGUUUUGCUAUCGGCUAUGUGUUUGUGCUCCUCAUCCAAUAUUCAUGUCCCUUCACGUUGCUUCCAAAAUUCACAUUCCGAUUCCGAUUCUUGAUUUUCUCGCACAGACUUCAUCUUGCGUUGUAUCACCAUAUUUACG